Molecule: messenger RNA, 894 nt
Organism: Zea mays
Lineage: Eukaryota; Viridiplantae; Streptophyta; Magnoliopsida; Poales; Poaceae
Product: cyclin-dependent kinases regulatory subunit
Exons: 4
Coding region: 196-459 (87 amino acids)
Molecular function (GO): cyclin-dependent protein serine/threonine kinase regulator activity
Source: RefSeq, marked provisional
AUCUGCGCACCGACGGCCGGGUCCCUGCUCUUCCUUUCGAUCCAUUUAAAUAUAUACGCUCCCCAUCCCUUCCCAUCGCCCCCACACCGUCUCCUCCACAACACGCUCCUCACCUCGCGGCGACUCUUGCCAGGGCACUCCUCCGCGAAAGCCGCAUCCGCUCCAAGGGGAGUUGAUCGAGAAGCGUUGGUGGACAUGGGUCAGAUCCAGUACUCCGAGAAGUACUUCGACGACACCUACGAGUACAGGCACGUCGUCCUCCCGCCCGAGGUCGCCAAGCUCCUCCCCAAGAACCGCCUCCUGUCCGAGAACGAGUGGCGCGCGAUCGGAGUGCAGCAGAGCCGCGGGUGGGUGCACUACGCGAUCCACCGCCCGGAGCCGCACAUCAUGCUGUUCCGCCGCCCGAUCAACUACCAGCAGCAGCAGGAGGCGGCUGCCGCGCAGAUGCUGGCCAAGUGAGCCCCCGGUGGCCAGGGCGGCGACCAGGAACGUUUAAAACCCUAACCCCCUUUCCAUCUCUAAAAGGGGCGUCGCUGUUCUGUUGAUCAAUUCCUCUAUGCUGUUAGUUGGAAACUUCGGGUGUAGUUGGUGGAUUUGCUGGUGUGUGCCUUGUGUUCGUGGAAAUUCCUGUGAAGGAACUGCCAUGUGUUAGGCUGUUACCAUGCCCAUUUUCUUAAUACUAUGUGUUGACUGUGAUCAAGAUGGCACUCAUGCAGGGAUGAUAUUUAAUCUGUUUGACGUGAUCUUUGUAAUGGUGUGAUCUGGUUAGUAGCACUGAUAUCAUGUUUAAUCUGUUAUGUGUGAUGGUCAGUAUGGUCAUGGUGAUUUUGCAUGAUGAGAAUUGUUACCUAGUGAUCUAAGUUUAUGUCAAGUGAACAUGCUGUUAGUUGGAAA